CUCACCCUUAAUUCAAUUGAGUCAAAAUUCUCAAACACACCCAAAUUCCAAACCCUAGAAAGUCCCAUUUCCAUUUUCCAGAAUUUCCCUAAGUAUGUAAAAUCUGAACCACGAGAAUGGAGUCCCCAUCUUCUUCUUCUACUCCUUCUACUUCUACUCGUAGUGAGCAGUACAGGAACUGGCUGGAACUUCCGAGGGACGUGACGGCGUCGAUUCUGCAGAGACUGGGAGCAAUCGAGAUCCUGGAGAGCGCGCAGAAGGUGUGCAUGCAUUGGCGCAAUCUCUGCAAAGACCCCUCCAUGUGGCGCGACAUCAACAUGUGCAAUCUCUGCAAAGGGGAAGACGGGCCAUCCUACCAGCGGAAGAUGUGCCGCAACUUCGUCGAUCGCAGCUGCGGCCAAUUGCGAGGUAUCAACAUCCAGUACGUCGCUAACGAUGAACUCCUCAAUUAUAUCGCCCAAAGUUCGAGUCAGCUCAGACGCCUUCGACUCUUUGAUUGCUAUGAAAUUACAGAUGAGGGAUUGAUUGAAAUGGCUGAAAAACUUCCAUUAUUGGAGGAGCUGGAGAUUAUGAGUUCUUUACUGUCAGGUGAAACUAUUGAAGCUGUGGGGCGCCAUUGUCCUCAUUUGAAAUCAUUCAAAUGGAACCCUGGUAUGUAUAGAUUCCCUGGCAUACAAUGUGAUGAGGAGGCAGUAGCUGUUGCAAAGAACAUGCCCGAAUUGCGCCACCUCCAGCUUAUGAGAAAUGAUCUGACAAAUGAUGGCUUGCAGGCCAUACUAGACAAUUGUCCUAACCUUGAAUCACUUGACCUGAGGAAAUGUUACCAUGUCACUUUGUCUGGAGAUUUGGGAAGAAGAUGUGCACGGAUUAAAAACUUGUGGCUUCCCAAUGAUUCUACUAGUGACUGUGGAUUCAUUGUUGAAACUUCUGAUAAUGGAUCUUUUGAGCAAGACAUUCCGUUUUGAAUGUUGGGUAUAGAACCUCUCUGAUGAUUAUGAGUGUUACUACGACAGUGAUUACUCCUAUGAUGAUUACUUUAGAAAAUACAGUGAGGAUUGGGAGUAUAUUGGAUGACCUCUCUGAUGAUUAUGGGUAUCAAGGAUUCUCAGGGGACACCAAUUUCUCCUAUGAUGAUUUCACUGAGUAUCAAAACUUUGAAAUUAUAUUUUUUGACAAGUCCUUUUGUAAAGUGCGCACCUAAACAAAAUGACUUAUUAUGUGCUCUGCAUUUCAGUAUUCGGUACCAAUAUUUUGAAUUUUAUUUAGACAUGAAGUUUGAACUUA
Quercus robur (English oak) is the source of this 1284-nucleotide messenger RNA. RefSeq names its product F-box protein SKIP19-like. The record is from RefSeq and is a predicted model, not a curated record. The transcript has 2 exons. NCBI's taxonomy places the organism in Eukaryota, Viridiplantae, Streptophyta, Magnoliopsida, Fagales, Fagaceae. The coding region runs from base 117 to 965 and encodes 282 amino acids. Gene Ontology annotation, molecular function: protein binding.